UUUCCUGCAAGGACCAUCUUUCUGCUUCUUCAAUAAACUUAACCUUCUUCCCAAAGCAGUCGCCAUGUUGCUUAUUUUUUCCCGGCUUGGAUGAACCAGGAUGAAGACUUACUUCUGACAUUAGGAAGAGGUGAUGUCGUGAGUAUGACAUGCCUGCUCUAUGGGGUCUAAUGAUGACUCAGAGUUGGGCAAUUAUCCUUGCCAAGCAUGGAUCAUUCUCAGAUGUGUGCCUGGAUUAGGCAGCAUGUAAAAUAAUAUGGAAAUAUAUACUCCAUGUGGCUUCGACCUUACCUUGUAGUUGUGCUGUCUGGAUUUAAAACUGUGAAAGAAGGAAUGACCAGCUUCCCAGAAAAUUCUCUGACCUACUAGAUGAUCCUUUCUUUGAUAUUUUAGGGAAAGAAAAGGGAAUUAUUCUUUCUAAUGGCCACAUCUGGAAACAGCAGCAACACAUUGCCAUCACUUCUCUGAGGAAGCUGGGCCUGGGAAAGAAAAGCAUUGAACAUCAAAUGGAAGACACAGCUCAGACAUUGGUGGAGUUUUUUAGACAAAAAAAGGACAGCCAUUUGACUCGUCACUUCUGGUACUAAAUGCAGUUUGUAAUGUCAUUUGUGGACAUCAGUUUGCUCCUGAAGAUGAAAACUUCCAGAAACUAACUCAAGCCAUUAGAAUUCUGUUCAAUUUCACUGGUGACUUUUAUCAUGUGAUUUAUGAUUUAUUCCUGUGGUUAAUGAACUACCUCCCAGGCCCUCACAAGAAGGCCCUGGCUUCUGUGGAUUUAAUCCUUACCUUUGCAAAGCAGGAAAUAGAGAAACACAAAGAAUCUCACUGUCUGCAAGAGCCACAGGAUUUCAUUGAUUACUAUCUUCUUUGAAUGGAAAAGGCAUGGUUUUAUUGUAGCUCAAUACAUGAGAAAGGAAUCAUCACAUUCCUUGCUGUAGAAAAUGUCCAUUAUGUACCCUAAUCUACAGCCGAAAUGCUGGAGAUGUGGAUAUUUGGAUGCUACCUAUUACCAUAUUUGGUGGACGUCCAACUUUAUUCCUAAACCUUGGCUAAUGAAUGCUGCUGGAAUUAUGUCAUACACAUUGUAUUUGCUCCAGGACAUCCCUAUUACUAACUUCUAUCUGAGGAAUGACCCCAAGUCUACCUACAAUGAAGAGAACUUGGCUCAGUGUAUUUUUUAUUUUUUUGCUGCUGGGACAGAGACAAGCUUUGCUACUCUGAAGUGGGCACUGCUCCUCUUGACAAAUCAUCCCAACAUCCAAGAGAAAGUCCAGAAGGUGAUUGAAGAUGUGUUUGGCUUAUUGGGGUCAAUUUCUUAUCAGGAUCGGAAGAAGCUGCCCUACACCAACGCUGUGAUUCAUGAAAUGCAGCGUGUAAAGUAUAUCUUGCUAUUUGGGCUUCCCAGGCAAAGCACAAAGGAUGUGAAGAUGAGGGGUUAUCACAUCCCAAAGGGAAGCUUUAUUAUCCCAGACCUGCGCUCUGUUCUUCUUGAUCCUGAACAAUGGGAGACACCUGAAGAAUUUAACCCAAAUCACUUUUUAGAUAAGGAUGGGAAGUUUAUUGAAUGGGAAGAGUUUCUGCCCUUUGGAAUAGGUCAGCGUGCAUGUGUGGGAGAGCAGCUGGCAAGAAUUGAGACCUUCAUCUUUCUGACCAGCCUGUUGAGGGCCUUCAGCUUCCGGUUGCCUGAAGGAGUGAAAGAACUCAAUGAAGCCCCUAUUGUAAAAAUGUCAAUGCAUCCAUACCCUUAUAAACUGUGUGCUAUUCCCACACAUUCUUAAACUUAAACACUAUAAAAAGCAGAACACUAAUUAUAGAAUAGCUAUUCAAUAUGUUGCUGAAUAGGUGGGUUCAUACAACAUACCUUACCAGAACAACAAAAGACCAGAAAGCUAUGUACGUGAAGGAAGUGUUAGAAGUAAGUCUUCAUCCUGGUUCAUCCAAGCCGGGAAUAAAUAAGCAACAUGGCGACUGCUUUGGGAAGAUGGUUACAGUUUAUUGAAGAAGCAGAAAGAUGGUUCUUGCAAGAA
This is a messenger RNA of Crotalus tigris (Tiger rattlesnake), 2027 nucleotides long. Its product is annotated as cytochrome P450 2K6-like. The record is from RefSeq and is a predicted model, not a curated record. Bases 942 to 1778 code for a protein of 278 amino acids. The transcript has 11 exons. Gene Ontology annotation, biological process: arachidonate metabolic process; xenobiotic metabolic process. Lineage: Eukaryota; Metazoa; Chordata; Lepidosauria; Squamata; Viperidae. Gene Ontology annotation, cellular component: intracellular membrane-bounded organelle; cytoplasm. Gene Ontology annotation, molecular function: iron ion binding; heme binding; oxidoreductase activity, acting on paired donors, with incorporation or reduction of molecular oxygen, reduced flavin or flavoprotein as one donor, and incorporation of one atom of oxygen.